This is a messenger RNA of Linum trigynum, 6194 nucleotides long. NCBI's taxonomy places the organism in Eukaryota, Viridiplantae, Streptophyta, Magnoliopsida, Malpighiales, Linaceae. The record is from the annotation of a GenBank genome assembly.
CUUCUAAACAGACAUCUAAUUCAAAAGGGAACCGUUAAACUUACCACAGCAUAUUCAUUACUCUGUUUGUUCGGUUGCCAUCGUCAUGGAUGAGUUCUCUGCUUCUUCGAACCAAGAAUUCCUCAAGUGUGCUCGAUCAGAGAAGUUCCCCACUUCUGAUCAUCUCCGGGGAAGCGUGUUGACCGGUUCCAUAUCAGAACUCGGCAAGAUCGUCCACAACCUUGGGAUCGAGGACAAGAAAGCUCUGGUCGACCACCUUUCUAAAGUUGCUGAGCAGGACAACGACAAGUUCUUGUCGAAGAUCAAGAGUAGACUCGACAGGGUUGGGAUAGAGCUUCCGACGAUUGAAAUCCGAUACGAGCAUCUCAAACUUGAAGCGGAAGCUACAGUUGGGAGCAAAUCUCUGCCCACGUUCACCAACUUCACUCUCGGAAUCUUCACGAGUAUCUUGAAUGGAUUGCACCUCCUACCCAAUAGAAUGAAACAUCUGACGAUCCUCAACGAUGUUAGUGGAGUCAUCAAGCCUGGCAGAAUGACUCUGCUUCUGGGUCCUCCGAGUUCUGGGAAAACAUCACUGUUGCUAGCUUUGGCUGGAAGGCUGGAUCCCAAUCUCAAGGUUUCAGGGAGAGUGACAUACAAUGGUCACGGUAUGCAUGAGUUCAUCCCACAGAAAACUUCAGCUUACGUUAGUCAGCAUGAUGUUCACAUGGGAGAGUUAACUGUCAGAGAAACUUUAGCCUUCGCGGCCAGAGUCCAAGGAGUUGGAUCUCUUCAGGAUAUCUUGGAAGAAUUGUCCAGAAGAGAAAAGGCAGCAAGUAUCAUACCCGAUCCUGAUAUUGAUGACUUCAUGAAGGCUUCAGCAACUGAAGGUCUUGCAAGCAUUGUCGUCACAGACUACGUUUUGAAGAUAUUAGGACUGGAAGGUUGCGCAGACACUUUGGUGGGUAAUGAAAUGAUCAGGGGUAUCUCUGGAGGACAAAAGAAGCGUGUCACAACAGGUGAAAUUUUGGUUGGACCGGUAAGAGCCAUGUUCAUGGACGAAAUCUCAACUGGUUUGGAUAGUUCCACAACAUUCCAGAUUGUGAACUCACUGAAGCAACAAAAUCACAUCCUCAAUCGCACUACAAUCAUCUCCCUCCUCCAACCCGCUCCCGAGACAUACGACCUCUUUGAUGACAUCAUCCUGUUGUCGGAUGGGCACAUUGCUUACCAAGGCCCAUGUGAAAACGUGCUCGAGUUUUUUGAGCACAUGGGUUUCAAGUGUCCUAAUAGGAAAGGAGUUGCCGAUUACUUGCAAGAAGUCACAUCUAAGAAGGAUCAGAAGCAAUAUUGGGCUAGAAGGGAUCACGCGUACCGUUUCAUUACGACUAAGGAGUUUGCCGAGGCGUUCCAGUCAUUCCACAUAGGAAGGAAGAUUAGUGAUGAACUAUCAAUUCCUUAUGAUAGAAGCAAGAGCCACCCUACUGCGUUGGCAACCAAAAAGUACGGAAUUGGGAACAAGGAGCUUCUUAAGGCCAACUUUGCAAGAGAGUUCCUGCUCAUGAAAAGAAACUCAUUUGUCUACAUCUUCAAGCUCACUCAGAUAUUAAUCAUGGCACUAUUGACUAUGACGGUCUUUUUUCGGACUAGAAUGCACCGAAACACGAUCCAGGAUGGAUGGGUAUUUAUGGGUGCUCUCUUCUUCACAUUGAUCACGAUCAUGUUCAAAGGAAUGUCUGAAAUUCCAAUGACCAUUGCAAAGCUUCCAGUGUUCUAUAAGCAACGAAAUAUGUUUUUCUACCCACCAUGGAUAUACUCCAUCCCCCCAUGGAUCCUCAAGAUUCCCAUCACCUUCCUUGAAGUUGGUAUUUGGGUUUCCCUAACUUACUAUGACGUCGGUUUUGAUCCCAACUUUGGAAGGUUGAUUAGAUUCUAUGUGUUGUUGGUAGCAAUUAAUCAGAUGGCAUCUGCUCUCUUUCGAUUUAUCGCUGCAACUGGAAGGAACAUGAUUGUUGCCAACACCUUUGGCUCAUUUGUUCUACUUUCCAUCUUUGCAUUGGGUGGAUUCAUAUUGUCACCAGAUUACAUACAGAAAUGGUGGAAGUGGGCCUAUUGGGUAUCACCGAUGAUGUACGGGCAGAACGCGAUAGUCAUCAAUGAAUUCCUUGCACAUAGUUGGAGCCACGUUCCGGCAAACUCAAACUCAACCAAAUCAUUAGGAAUUCAAGUGUUGAGGUCUCGUGGGUUCUUCACAGAACCACAUUGGUAUUGGCUAGGAUUGGGAGCGAAUCUAGGUUUCUUGUUCCUUUUUAACAUUGCCUUUGCUUUCGCCCUUACUUUCUUAGAUCGCUUUGAGAAGCCUCAAGCUAUCAUGCCUAUUGACGAGGCAACAACUUUAAUAGAAGCCAAUGAGAUGUCAACUUGUGGCUCCUCUACAACCAUGCUUGUAGAUGAUGAAGCUAGUGGAAACAAGAAGGAAGGAAUGGUUCUUCCAUUUGAACCCCAUUUCAUAACAUUUGAGGAUAUUAUAUACUCUGUUGAUACACCAAAGGAAAUGGAAUACCAACGUUUUCCCGAUGAUAAACUGGUUCUUUUGAAAGGUAUUAGUGGUGCUUUCAGGCCAGGUGUUCUAACGGCCCUUAUGGGAGUCAGUGGUGCAGGAAAAACAACUCUCAUGGAUGUGCUUGCUGGAAGGAAAACCGGUGGAUAUGUUGAAGGAAAUAUCAUGAUUUCGAGGUUCCCUAAGAAGCAAGAAACUUUUGCUAGAAUUUCAGGAUAUUGUGAGCAAAAUGACAUCCAUUCUCCACAAGUUACUGUAUACGAGUCUCUUGUUUACUCAGCUUGGUUGCGUUUACCCCAAGAAGUUGAUGACAAAACCAGAAUGAUUUUUGUUGAAGAAGCGAUGGAUCUUAUUGAGCUAAAGCCCUUGUGUGACUCUCUUGUUGGAAUCCCUGGUGAGAGUGGCUUGACAACUGAGCAACGCAAGAGGCUAACUAUUGGUGUUGAGCUAGUUGCUAAUCCAUCCAUUAUCUUUAUGGAUGAGCCGACCUCAGGGUUGGAUGCUAGAGCUGCUGCCAUUGUCAUGAGAACAGUGAGAAACACAGUGGACACUGGUAGAACAGUAGUUUGCACCAUCCAUCAGCCCAGCAUUGAUAUCUUUGAAGCUUUUGAUGAGUUGUUUCUUUUGAAUGGAGGAGAGGAGAUAUAUGUGGGUCCAUUGGGGAGCCACUCAACCCAUUUAGUGAAAUACUUUGAAGAAAUACAAGGCGUGAGAAAGAUCAGAGAUGGGUACAACCCAGCAACAUGGAUGUUAGAGGUUACCAGCAGUGCACAAGAGACAGCUUUAGGAGUUGAUUUUGCACAAAUUUACAGGAAAUCAGAUCUCUAUAAGAGAAACAAAGCUCUCAUCGCGGAGCUAAGCAAGCCGGUUCAAGGUUCCAAAGAACUCUACUUCCAAACCAGAUACUCCCAACCAUUCUUGAUGCAGUGCAUGGCCUGCUUGUGGAAGCAGCACCAGUCCUACUGGUGCAACCCUUCAUACACUGCCGUCAGAUUCUUAUUCACAACCUUUAUCGCCCUUAUGUUUGGAACCAUUUUCUGGGAUCUCGGAAACAAGAGAACUAGGAAUCAAGACAUUUUCAAUGCAAUGGGUGCUAUGUUUGCAGCAGUAUUAUUCUUGGGUGUCCAAAAUGCAUCUUCUGUACAACCAGUGGUAUCCAUUGAAAGAACUGUGUUCUACAGGGAGCGAGCUGCUGGGAUGUACUCGUCUUUAUCGUAUGCCUACGCCCAGAUGAUCAUAGAGAUCCCUUAUGUCCUGGCCCAGGCUCUGGUAUAUGGAGUGAUCACCUACACUAUGAUUGGAUUCGAAUGGGACGUCAAGAAGUUUAUGUGGUACGUCUUCUUCAUGUACUUCACACUCCUAUACUUCACUUACUAUGGGAUGAUGAGUGUUGCCAUCACGCCAAAUCACCACAUUGCCUCCAUCAUUUCUACCUUCUUCUAUUCUAUCUGGAUGCUCUUUGCUGGAUUCAUCGUCCCUAGACCUCUCAUCCCAGUUUGGUGGAGGUGGAACUACUGGGCCAAUCCGAUCUCAUGGACGUUGUAUGGGUUGAUUGUAUCACAGUAUGGAGAUGUGAGGACAUCAAUGGAAGGAACAGGGGAAACUAUUGAGGAUUUCUUGAGGAGCUACUUCGGUUUCAAGCAUGAUUUCUUGGGAGUGGUUGCCGGAGUUAUGGUCGGAUUGGUAGUUGUUUUCGCCUUCUUCUUUGCCAUCUCCAUCAAGUGUUUCAAUUUUCAGAAAAGAUAAAAAAAAUCAACUGAUAAAGUGAAACAAAAAAUAGUGAGUCAAAGGCAUUCCAUCAAUUUUGCCUUUUGUUGUUGUUGGCAUUUUUGGGGACUUUAGCCUUUUAUUAUAGCUACUUUUGUGUUGUUUAGGGAAUUUUGAUGCCAAUUUUCCCUCCUUUUUGUUGUUGUUGGUGUUGUAACUUUUAGGCAACUCAUUAUAGGUUAUUUUUAUUGCUUUGUAGUAGAUUUUUAUAUGUUUAUGUAACUGAAUUUUUUUAUAUGUUGAUUGCUACUAUGAUCUAAGAGUGGCUGAAACGUGUAAAACAUUUCGUCAAAAUUAUUUAUAUAUUACUUAAUUUUUCAUUUAUACCUACUGUGUCCUGUUCCUAUAUUUUUCAUUUCUUAAUUUAGGGUUGAUACUAUGGUAAUCCAUGUACUUUAAGACUUUUGUUAUUCAUGUCCCAUUUUUUUAUUUCAUUAGAUAGCCUAUAUUAUUGGAAUUUACGUCAUUUGUGCCAUUAACUCUUCAAUUGAUCGAAGUAUUUAAAGAUUGACCAGACACUUGGAAAACUUUUUUUGACUUUUCAUGACAUGGCAACAUUAAAUCUGCUAACUUAGUGACAGUGUCGCACCACCAUGAACAUGUUGAUUGUUUUUUUAUUAAAUAAAAUUUAUCCUCUAUUCUUCUCUUAUCCUUCACCUUCUUACCUGGCUCAUUCCACUUUCAUCCCCAUUUGUUCAUGUAGAGACUAUAUAGGGGGGUCACAUAUUUUAUUUAAUUUAAGAAUAAAUAAUAAUGCUUAUUUUUAGGAUUUUGCUACGGUGACAUGCAUGUCACCGUGACAUGGACUUUUAGGUCGACCGAAUUGACUAAUUUGGGCAGUACGAGAAAGCAUUGCGGUCGACCUAAUCCUAAAGGCGGUCGACCUCAAUUCAUAGCAUAAUUGAUGAGUCCUUGUUAUCAUUAUUUAUGACUAGUUAUGAUGGUUUAAAGCGUAAUUUAGACGAGCAAAAGAACCACACAAAUCGACAUACAUAAGCAAAAAAGACACGGGGUAUAGGUUGACUUUCUUGUAUUCGGUCGACCUCGACACCAACACUUGAUCUUCAUUUUACGUCAAAUGAUUGGAUUAAUUGAUAGAACACUUAUCGUCUAUCUGGUCGACCUCUUUCUUUAUCUGGUCGACCAUGUUGUUAAUGACUGCCAUCAAGUGGUCGACCUAUAUACCUUUAUGGUCGACCAUGUUGUUUCUGACGCCAACGAAAUGGCCGACCGAGGUUUAUUCUGGUCAACCAAAAAUAACAACUUAAACUAAGAACGGUCGACCAGGUGGUCUUUGAGGUCGACCGCAAUGCUUUAUCGUGCUGCCCAAAUUAGUCAAUUUGGUCGACCGCCUCCAGGAUUAGGUCGACCGAAAAGUCCAUGUCACGGUGACAUGCAUGUCAUAGUAUGCAUACCCUUAUUUUUAUUGUAUUCAUAAGCAAUUUAUGUUUAAGUGAUGUGUCAAUAACUUUAAGAGCUUCAUUGGUAAAUGCUCUGAAAUGCUCUCUAAAAUUCUUAGCGGUUUCAACUCGCCGCUGGCCGAGGUGGCUGUAUCGGGACGCCCACCGGACCCUCCUAUCCUACAAUACUCAUCUCCGACCCCCAAUUUUCAAGGCUCUCAGGGUUCUCUGCAACUGAGUUAUGAAUCCGCGAUGGCGGUAUCCCCGAUGAGAUCUUCCCCAAAAUCCCACCAAUGGACUUUCAUCGACGAACAUGACAUGGAAGCAGGUUCCUAUCUGGGUGAACCUAAGCUAAAGGUCUCUACCCAACACAAGUAAUGCCUCUACAUCCCUUGGAAAUGUACGAUGGUAGUCUAGCUAUUGGACAAACAGUUUCUUACCAGUAUAUUUGCUCGCAGCUUCGCUGGAAAUAGAGACCCAGCGGACGU